Molecule: messenger RNA, 3439 nt
Organism: Larimichthys crocea (large yellow croaker)
Lineage: Eukaryota; Metazoa; Chordata; Actinopteri; Sciaenidae
Gene: atf2
Product: activating transcription factor 2
Exons: 12
Coding region: 247-1860 (537 amino acids)
Biological process (GO): regulation of DNA-templated transcription
Molecular function (GO): DNA-binding transcription factor activity
Source: RefSeq, a predicted model, not a curated record
CUGACAGCGGAGAGCUACAAAGCGGCUGCUAAACACAUCGUUUGUGACACUGCUGGAGGGGGAAGUAUUGCUUUCGGUACAACGAACCGGCCUCGAAGUAAACGCUGACAUCUCGUCUGUUUACAGUGAUGUGUAGGUCCAAACAUGGCGACGGUUGUAUGUUAACGCUCAGGCUGUUUCAUGGAAGCGCCUGGAAAACAGACUGUGUGUUCCCGUCAGAGGGUGGCCUAACAGGAACUUCUUAAUAUGAGUGAUGAUAAACCUUUCCAAUGUACUGCUCCUGGAUGUGGACAGAGAUUUACAAAUGAGGAUCACUUGGCUGUCCACAAACACAAACAUGAGAUGACCCUGAAGUUUGGCCCAGCAAGGAAUGACAGUGUCAUCAUUGCUGACCAAACCCCAACACCUACCCGCUUCUUGAAAAACUGCGAGGAGGUGGGACUCUUCAACGAACUCGCAAGCCCGUUCGACCAUGACUUCAAGAAGGCAACCGAAGAUGACAUUAAGAAGGUUAUUCUUUUGCCAUUGGAUUUGUCACCUCUUGCGACGCCUAUCAUACGCAACAAAAUUGAGGAACCCACACCUCUGGAGGCACAUCGAGAUAGCCCUCUGCCUCACCCCGAAUCUACUACCAGUGAUGACAAGGACUUAUCUUUGCAGCCAGCCUCACUGCCAACAUCCACUAUAGUCCAUCCUGCAUCCCUCCAAGUACCCAAUGUACUUCUAGCAACCUCAGAGGCUAAUGUUGUAAUACAGCAAGCUCUCCCAUCACCAACAUCUAGCUCUGUUAUUACCCAAGUCCCGUCCACUAAUAGGCCUAUAGUCCCAGUGUCCGGCACCUUCCCCGUGCUCUUACAGCUGCCUAACGGCCAGACCAUGCCGGUCGCUAUACCUGCGUCUAUUACAAACUCAAGUGUACAUAUUCCAACUACAAUCCCUCUUGUCAGACCUGUCACCGUAGUGCCUAAUGUCCCCGGGAUCCCAGGACCUCCCUCGCCACAGCCACAGCCCGUCCAAUCAGAAGCAAAGCUGAAACUGAAAGCCACGUUAAGCCAACAGCUUCCUCAGGUAACCAAUGGAGAUGGUGGUGAAGUCCAGAGCAGCGCUGUAACCCACACCGCUGCCCCCGCUUCUCCUGUUCCAACUCCAACCCCAUCCCCAAGUCCAGCUCCGGCUCCGGCUCCGGCUCCAGCUCCGGCUCCGGCUCCAGCUCCAACUGCAGUCCUAACUCUAGCUCCAGCUCCUCAGUUGCCCGCGACUGAGGAACCUUCCCAACAUUCCCUCCAGCAGCCAGCCACUUCCACCACAGAGACACCUGCUUCCCCAGUACCCCCUGCGCAAAAUCCUCCGAGUACAGGGGGUCGGCGGCGCAGAACCACAAGCGAAGACCCCGAUGAGAAGCGGCGCAAGUUCCUGGAGCGUAACAGGGCUGCAGCCUCUCGCUGCAGGCAGAAGAGGAAAGUGUGGGUCCAGUCUCUGGAGAAGAAGGCCGAGGACCUCAACUCCAUGAACGGACAACUACAGAGUGAAGUCACCCUGCUGAGAAACGAAGUGGCUCAGCUGAAGCAGCUUCUUCUGGCUCAUAAAGAUUGCCCUGUAACCGCCAUGCAGAAGAAAUCUGGCUAUCACAUCUCCGACAAAGACGAGAGCUGCGAGGAGAUGUCCGUCCCCGGCAGCCCCCAAAACGAGGCCAUUCAGCACAGCUCCGUCAGCACCUCCAACGGGGUCAGCUCCUCCUUCUCCGCGACCCCGUCCGCCUCCGCCCAGUCCAGCGCCGCCGCCUCCGCCUCCACCUCCGCCACCACCACCACAUCAAACCAGAGCACAGAAGACAGCCAGUCUCAGCCUUCGGGGAGCUGAUCAUCCCAAACUGUGCGUCGAAGCGUCAACACUAGAGCGCUGUCGCCUCCUCGGUCUCUCUGACUAACAGAGGAAAGGGAUUCUCUCUCAGCUUCAGUUUGGACCGCACUGUUUUUAAUUUAUUCUCGAUUGGUUUUGUUUGUAUGUUUGGUUCAUUUUUGUCCUCCGUAGGAAAUGCUUUUAAAAAUGCAAUGUUUUCUCUGAAACUGAUGAAGACAUAAGAACAGGCACUUUAGGUGUAAGACGUAAAACAAGUGGUUCUAAAAAUGUUUUUGUAUUUGUGUGACUUUAUUUAUUAAUCUUCUAUAUUUUUUUAUUUGAAGGUGAUCAGCCUGAAGGUCGAUCAGUGAAUUGUUAGAGACCAUACCAAAGUGUGUUGUGGCUCAUUUCUAAUAAGUUUGCUUGUUUGUUUUCAUGUCUUUUUAUAUAAGCACUAUCUUUAUGACGUAGUUACACUAUGAUUUGCUUUUUCCAUUUUGCACAUUUUUGAGAGAUGACGGGUUUACCUUUUUAGAGUUUUCACAGUCCACACGUUAAGUACCGGCAGCUUUUUUUAGAAGUAGAUUUGAAUACUGUCACACUACACAAAUGUAAAUGGCUGAAUCAGAUUUUAAAAUUUGACAACUUUUUCUGUGAGAUCAGCUGUAGUCGCAUCGUGCAGUUUGAAUGUUUAAAAUAAUAAUAAUAAUAGUCUUAAGGAGGCGAGCAGGUUAGAAAUGUGUUAUUUCAUUAACAUUCCAUCUGUAGUCUGAUUGUUCCUGAAGCAGUGAUUGUAGGAUUGCAGUAUCUUUUCCAUUACUCAAUCAUGGUGACUCAGUGCCAUUAAUGUUUUUGUAUAAAUGACUUCUGUACAUUUUUAAUGCGGAUUAGCCUGAGUUGAUCGCAGUUCCCUCAGAUUAAAAGGUCUCAUGAACAUCCAGUAGUUUCUCAGCUUUGUAUACUGUCUUUGCUUUCUAAGUGACCGCUCAUGGCUUCAGUGUCUAAAUUCAGAACACUUAAGGACAUUACGCCGUUUUCAUGAUUGCAAUUCUAGACGACGUUUUUAGAAAACAUUGUAAAUAGCAUCGACGAUACAUUGUAUGUGAUCUUUCUACAGUAGGUGUUGCGUACUUCUUUUUUUUUAUUUUAUAGAAAAGCCUGGAUUCAGUAGCCGAGCCCUGUUGAUCACGUUAUUCACGAUAACUCUGUCGGCAGUUCGAAACUGAUCUCAACAACGUUUCAAUCAAAAUGAAAAAACAUCCAGAUGUGAACAGGAAUCACAUCAUAUAUAUAUUUAGAGUUACACUACUACUUGCUUGUAAGAAUUGUGAGCAUUUCAUCAUUGAAAUAAUAGUAGGAAGCAAAAUCGCACCAUGACGUCAGUUUGCCUUUUCUCUUAGUCUGUACUGCUUACUACUGUGUAGUUUUACGAGAAGCUAACACUUUGUUUCCUUCCGAGUAUUUUUUAUUUUUAUUUAACUGUUAUGUGCUAUCUGCAUGAGAUAAUAAUUCUCUGCGAGAAUUUAACUGUUUAUUCAAUAAUGUCUCAGUCAGAUAAAAAAAAAAAAAAAUCAUUAAACAAGUUGUUUCAACUUGAGUU